CAUAUGUUCCAGAGCUGCUGCAUGGUACACCAACCCCUAGCUCCCUGUGUGACGUGGAGUAUCGCAGUCACACCAGCCACUCCCGGGGCAAGCUGACAAACCCCGGAGAGACGGAGAUCUACUGGACCGUAGAUGGCAACCUCGAGUGUAUCCAGAGACUGGUGCCUUCGGUUAACUAUAACAUAUGUUCCAGAGCUGCUGCAUGGUACGCCAACCCCUAGCUCCCUGUGUGACGUGGAGUAUCGCAGUCACACCAGCCACUCCCGGGGCAAGCUGACAAACCCCGGAGAGACGGAGAUCUACUGGACCGUAGAUGGCAACCUCGAGUGUAUCCAGAGACUGGUGCCUUCGGUUAACCAGAGCAUAUCUCUUAAUAUCGUUUCUCUAAGACGGCUUUCCGCCGACACCCACUGCCACACUGAGUGUGGGGAUGGUGGGUGUAAGUGUGUGACCAACUUGCUACCCUUAGACCAUAUGGACCACCUGCAGAUAUUAAGUGACACGGGGCAACCCUUAUGCUGUAUAUGUGGACCCUUUCAGGAGGAAUGGUUACCUGUGGGGGUCAGGAGCUGGUCACCGCUCAGUCUUGUCUACUACGUGGCGAGGUACAAUUGGGCCACCAAGGGGUUCGAGUACGAGACAGACUACAGAUUCCAUAAUGACUACGUUUGUGGUCACCAUAUCAUGACUCAGCAUUCAGGAGUAAUUAACUCCGUAAACAUGACGGCCCCCACACAGCUGAACUACUUCCUGCACCAGAGCUGCACUUGGAAGCUAGACUCUAACGUGGAGAGGCAGCUCACUAUUUACAUGUACAGUCAUCAAAAUAGGCCGUGUUCUGCGUGGAACUUAAGCAUCCACGAGUACUACGAACAAGGGCCUGAACACACAGGCAAGGUGCUGCAUACGUUCUGCUCAAGAGAUGGUCCUAAAAACUACACACUGCCCUUUAAACUGAAUAUCGUUAUUAUAAGGUUACGUGCGAUGACAAACACACCACCUCAGUUCAGAAUAAAAUGGCGAUCACAAGUGGUGCGUGCCAACACGAGAACGUCGGGGUACAUCCCCACAGCAACCUCGUCUACCCCCCGUCAGAGUCAGCUGUGGGGACGUGGCGUUACCAUGACAACGGUGCUGUUGUGCUUGGCGUGGGCCUCUCUCAGCUGAACGGUUGACGACCCCUCCCGUCUCUUUGAUCACGCCACGUUGCUUCUGCAUUCUUCCAAUUUCCUCUCUUUUGUCCAGUUAAACUGAUACUCCUUACAGCUCGGAUAAUACAAUAUUUACAUAACGAUUUAACGCCACAAUCUCGUUAUGGGCAUAGCAUAACAGUUCUGAAAUGUUAGUUUAAUUCUGACUUAUUUGUUGAACAAGGAGUAUUGGAGUUUGCAGACACAUUUGUAUGACGGAAAGACUGUAAAUGUCACUGUAAGAGUGUGCCACACCAAGAAACCCAGACUUUAGGGACUUGAUCACCGUGCUCUGGAGCUCACCAUUAUGGAAUCUCCUCACACGUCACCACGCCUAGACUUAGAUUGUACGAGUUCCUGUGAUACCUGAUUGAUUGUUAUAAAAAAUAAAAUUCAGAAAUAAUC
This is a messenger RNA of Homalodisca vitripennis (glassy-winged sharpshooter), 1595 nucleotides long. RefSeq lists its product as uncharacterized. The transcript has 6 exons. Lineage: Eukaryota; Metazoa; Arthropoda; Insecta; Hemiptera; Cicadellidae. The record is from RefSeq and is a predicted model, not a curated record. The coding region runs from base 133 to 1167 and encodes 344 amino acids.